AUGCAUCGCGGCCUGCUCACACUGUCCGCCGUUGGAGCAGCAACUUUGCUGUCACAGCCAGCUUGGAAGACAGCACAGUACAUCAGGAGACAGCAGAAGAAGCUCAACCGAUAUACUGGAAAAAGGUUUCUGAACCCGUUGGCAGCAAACGCCAUCUGUGGGGCGGUGGGAGAGAUCGCGCAGAUCAUUGCCAUGUACCCAGUGGACACUUUGAAAGUGCAGUGCCAGGCUCAGGGCAGCUGCGUGCGGGGCGUGCUGUCCGGCCUGCGAGCGCGGCACUUGGGCCCCUUGCAAACACUGCGCUCCAUGUAUGCUGGCUGCGGUUCUGCGGCCACAUGCUCCGCCUUCAUCGGUGCUGCAUACCUUAGUCCCACGGGCAUGGCCUUGGCUGCCGCCUGUGUCUCGAGCAUGGUGGGGAGCAUUUUCGAAGCGCCAAUGGAAAUGUUCAAGCACAGAACACAGGCGGGCCUCAUACAGGGGCGGAUGCUGAACAACAUGUCUGCAGCGCUGAGAAAGAACGGCAUUGGGGCUCUGUACAGCGGCUAUCUGGCAUUCAUCCUCAAGUCACUGCCGUACGACGUGGCAGAGCUUGUCACCUACUCAGAGCUCAGCAGACUGCAGGGGCCGCUGCAGAGGAUACCCCAGGGCUGCAGGGACGUCCUCUCAGGGGCGUGCGCGGGGGCGGCAGCGGUGGUUGCGUCGAUGCCGGCGGACUGCGUGAAGAUGCGCAUAGAGCUGUCGGGGGUGACGCCGCGCGCGGGCCUGCUGCCCAGCCUGGCGCUGUUCCUGGGCACUGCGCGCGCGAUGGUGCGCCAGGGCGGCCCCGGCGCGCUCUUUGUCGGUAUGGCCCCACGCCUGGCCGACAAGGUGCCCGGCACCAUCGUCUACUGGCUGGCGGUGGAGGGGUGCCGGCGAGCGCUGGCGCCAUACAUGCAUUUGGACAGCGAAGUGGAAAUGGAUACUCUGGAUGAGAUUUCAGAGAGUGGCACACUGCAGAUUGCCUGCUGA
Molecule: messenger RNA, 1008 nt
Organism: Coccomyxa subellipsoidea C-169
Lineage: Eukaryota; Viridiplantae; Chlorophyta; Trebouxiophyceae; Coccomyxaceae
Product: mitochondrial carrier
Exons: 6
Coding region: 1-1008 (335 amino acids)
Cellular component (GO): mitochondrial inner membrane
Molecular function (GO): S-adenosyl-L-methionine transmembrane transporter activity
Source: RefSeq, a predicted model, not a curated record